GGAAGCCGCUGACUGGAUCAGAGGCCGUUCCGUGGCCGGUUGAUUCAUUUGAUACAGAAAUAUUCCAGAGCACAUACAUGAACAGACAGAAGCAAGAGUCAUUCUCACAGAAUUGAAUUCUAAAGAAUCCAGUUACACAAAGAAGAAGGCCAGAAGAGGAAAGAAAAAGAUUCAGAAAUGGCAGUGCCUCAGAGAUGUUUAACAUUCCGGGAUGUGGCCAUAGAGUUCUCUCAGGAGGAGUGGAUGUUUCUGGACCCUGCUCAGCGGACAUUAUACAGGGACGUGAUGUUGGAGAACUAUAGGAACCUGGUCUUCGUGGGUCUCUCUUCUAUAUGUGUCAUAAAUGAAUUGCCAUCUACAGAGAGCAGUAGAACUGAAGAAAUAUCCCUGACAGUGAUGUUGGAAAGGAAUGAAAACCAUGACAUGGAAGACUUUUGCUUUAGGGAAAUCCAGAAGAAUAUACAUAACUUUGAGUGUCAGUGGAGAGAUGACGAAAGACAUUUCAGUGGAGUCCCUAUGACCCCUCAGGGAAAUCUGACUGGUAAGAGAGAUCGGCAUGAUAGGAGCGAUUUAGUAAACAAGAUUGUUAGUAAUCACCUGGGAAUGAACACCCAGUCUGAUAUACCAGAAAUGCAGCUAUUGAAUAUUGAAGAGAAAACUGAUGCAUGUAAUCCUAUGGAGCCAUCUGUCAACAGUGAUUUCUUGAUUUCUCCACCUCACAGAAUUCCUUCUACUAUGAAGCCCCAUUUUUCUCAUGAACAUGAGGAUGAUCUUAUGGAUUCAUUAUUCUCACAAAGAGAGAAACCACACACCAUGACAGAACAUUACAAAAGUCCUGAUUGGGACAAGGCCGUUAAUCAAGGCUUACAUUUCAAUAUUCAGGAAAUAAUGAAUGGGGAAGGGAAUCGAUUUAAAUGUGAUAUAUGUGCCAAGGUGUUCAAUGAAAAAUCAAGCCUUAGAAGUCAUCAGAGAGUCCAUGCUGUAGAGAAAACUUACAAGUGUAAUGAAUGUGGAAAGGUAUUCCCUGUAAGUUCCUCUGUUGUAGAAGACCCUGUUCACACAGGAGAGAAACCUUACAAAUGUAAUGAAUGUGUAAAGGUAGUCCAUGUAAGUGCAUCUGCUAUAGGACAUCAGACAAUUCACACUGAAGAAAAACCUUACAAAUGUAAUGAAUGUGGCAAAAUGUUUAGUCAUAAAUCUUCCCUAGGACCACACUGGAGGAUUCAUACUGGAGAGAAGCCAUAUAAAUGUAAUGAAUGUGGAAAGGUAUUUAAUCAUAUUUCAAACCUUGCAAAACAUCAGAGAAUUCACACUGGAGAAAAACCUUACAAAUGUAAUGAAUGUGGCAAAAUGUUCACUCGUAAAUCAUCUGUAGCACAUCACCGGAGGAUUCAUACUGGAGAGAAACCUUACAAAUGUAAUGAAUGUGGAAAGGUAUUUAAUCGUAUUGCAUACCUUGCAAAACAUCAGAGGAUUCAUACUGGACAGAAACCUUACCAAUGUAAUGAAUGUGGAAAGGUAUUUCGUGAAAGUUCAGCCCUUGCAUGGCAUCAGAGAAUUCACACUGAAGAGAAACCUUACAAAUGUAAUGAAUGUGGAAAGCUAUUCCGAGCAAGUUCAAUCCUUGCACAGCAUUGGAGAAUUCAUACUGGAGAGAAACCUUACAAAUGUAAUGAGUGUGGAAAGGUAUUCCGUGAUCGGUCAGCCCUUGCACAGCAUCAGAGAAUUCACACUGGAGAGAAACCCUACAAGUGUAAUGAAUGUGGAAAGAUAUUUAAUCGUAUUUCACACCUUGCACGACAUCAGGGAAUUCACACUGGAGACAAACCUUACAUAUGUAAUGAAUGUGGCAAAAGGUUCACUCGCAAAUCAUCCCUAGCAUAUCACUGCAGGAUUCAUACUGGAGAGAAACCUUACAAAUGUAAUGAAUGUGGAAAGGUAUUUAAGCAUAUUGCACACCUUUUAAAACAUCAGAGAAUUCACACUGGAGAGAAACCUCACAAAUGUAAUCAAUGUGGAAAGGUAUUUAAUCGUAUUUCAAACCUUGCACGACAUCAGGAAAUUCACACUGGAGAAAAACCUUCUGAAUGUAAUGAAUGUGGCAAAAUGUUCAGUAGCAAGUCAUCCCUAGGAAAGCACAGGAGGAUUCAUGCUGAGAGAAACCUUACAAAUGUUAUGAAUGCUACAAGGUCUUCAGUUGAAAUUCACACCUCGUGUGACAUCUAAUAAUUCAUACUGGUAAGAAACCUUAUAAAUGUAAUAAAUAGGGGAAAGUGUUC
Molecule: messenger RNA, 2279 nt
Organism: Otolemur garnettii (small-eared galago)
Lineage: Eukaryota; Metazoa; Chordata; Mammalia; Primates; Galagidae
Product: zinc finger protein 83-like
Exons: 5
Coding region: 178-2226 (682 amino acids)
Biological process (GO): negative regulation of transcription by RNA polymerase II
Molecular function (GO): DNA-binding transcription repressor activity, RNA polymerase II-specific
Source: RefSeq, a predicted model, not a curated record